AUGAAAAAUAAAUAUAUAAUAGUUCUAUAUUUAUUUUUAUUAAUAUCACAAAUUUAUUGUGUUCCUCCAAAAUGUAUAACAACAAAAAAUGUUUAUACAAAAAGUCAGGUGUUUAUAGAUAAAGAUGGAGUUAAAAUAGAAAAGAAUGUUGAAUGGUGGGUUUUAGAACAAUUGAGUCACAGUAGAGGUGCUAUUUAUACUGAUAAUGAAUUAAAUAGGGUGAUUAAUGAAUUAGCUUAUUAUAAUAUUAGGAAUCCGCAUGAGCCAAACCCAAUUGCAUCAACAUACAAACAGAGUUAUCCAAAUAGCUCUGGUAAAACUAUAUAUAAUAGUUUGACCUAUAAUGAUCAACCCGUGGAGAUAAUAGUAACCUUAUAUCAUCCUCUUUAUAAUUACGGUACAGGGACUUUAGAUAAUCAACACGCGCAGCAUUCAAUUUGUAUAACUUUGUCAAAAGAAGAACUUCAUAUUAUUCCAAAGUAUAUUAUUAAUGGUAAUUUAAAUAUUCAAACCAUUAAUACAGUUUUUCCAGGUUCUGGAGCAAAAAGGGUAUCAUCAGCCUCUUUCUAUUCUGAAGACCUCAAAAAAAAGGUUGACGAGAAAAAAACAGGAGUCAUUAAGUUGGAAGUAAUUGAGAAAAUUGAACCAAAAAGAUGUUUAGUUGAUAAUUCAGAUUUAAUUUUAAUGGAAUAUUAUAAUGGGAAAAAGUUGAACUCAAAUUUAUUUAACAAUUGCGAUAAUACUUGUGACAAUAAUGAUAAAAAUCAAAUCAUUAAAAUUUUUAAAAAUAAGAAAUUUUUUAAUUGCAAAUAUUUGGCAUUUGAAAUUUCAAAAAGAGGUGAUUUACUUUUAUUAGAUGUAACUUUAUCUUUUUUAUUAUUUAGAUAUGGUAAUAGUGGUGAUACUAGUGGUAUUAGUGGUGAUGUUAUUGACCUACUUUCAAACAUUUUAAAUUAUUCUACAUCACAAUGUGGUCAUUUAAAGAUUUCCAAUUAUUUUAAAAAUUUAAAUAUUACAAUGGUUAAUGUUUUAUUAAAUAAUAUGAAUCUAUUAAUAUCAAUCGUUAUCAAUUCUUUAGAUAGUGGACAAAUCAAUGUUGUCGAUUCAUUUUCACUGAAUAUUCAAUUGAUUCAUCUCAUCAUCCAAUCUUUAAAGAAGUAA
Dictyostelium discoideum AX4 is the source of this 1161-nucleotide messenger RNA. RefSeq lists its product as hypothetical. NCBI's taxonomy places the organism in Eukaryota, Evosea, Eumycetozoa, Dictyosteliales, Dictyosteliaceae. The record is from RefSeq and is a predicted model, not a curated record. The coding region runs from base 1 to 1161 and encodes 386 amino acids. The transcript has 3 exons.